This is a messenger RNA of Medicago truncatula (barrel medic), 1492 nucleotides long. Its product is annotated as probable polygalacturonase At3g15720. Lineage: Eukaryota; Viridiplantae; Streptophyta; Magnoliopsida; Fabales; Fabaceae. Gene Ontology annotation, biological process: carbohydrate metabolic process. The record is from RefSeq and is a predicted model, not a curated record. The transcript has 7 exons. The coding region runs from base 166 to 1368 and encodes 400 amino acids. Gene Ontology annotation, molecular function: polygalacturonase activity.
CGUCCAAUUGGACCGUUAUUGUUAUUUAAUACAAUUUUGCCCCAUGAGUGACAAAUUAAGCUAUAGCUUAUAAGUCGUUAUGGUUACCCUUUCUUCACUCACACAUAACACAUUCUAUCCUCUAUUACCUUUGUGUAUCUUAUAUUUUGUUUAAUCCUAACAAAGAUGAAUUUUCAAUUUUUUGUUCUUGUAAUGUUUGUUGUUGUUGCUUCACCUUAUCAAUGUGUUAGACUAAAGCAUAUAAGACCCAGCUUCAAUGUUCUUGACUAUGGUGCUGUUGGGAAUGGGAAAAAUGAUGAAACACGGGCUUUUGUGGAUGCAUGGAAAGACACAUGUAUUGCAAUGCAUGAAAGCUCAACCCUUCUUAUACCUAAAGGAAAAACAUUCAUGUUACAACCUGUGUGGUUUCAGGGUCCUUGCAACUCUUCAAACAUUUAUGUGAAGCUUGAAGGAACUAUCAUAGCUCCAAAAAACAUUGAAGCAUGGAAAUGGCCAAAUGACAAUUAUAAAGGUUCAUGGAUCCGUUUUAUAGAGAUAAGUGGUCUUAUUGUUUAUGGAGGAGGAAUAAUUGAUGGCAAAGGUGCUCAAUGGUGGGAUUGCCAUUCCAAUAUCAAGUGUGAAAAAGAAAAUCCAACUGCUUUGCAUUUUCAUGCUUGUGAAAAUCUGAUUCUAAGGGAAUUGACUCAUAUCAACAGUCCAAGAAAUCAUAUAAGUUUGAAUGCAUGUCAUGGCUCACAUAUCUCUAAACUACAUAUUAUCGCACCAAAUGAAAGUCCAAACACCGAUGGGAUUGACAUUGCAGAAUCAUCAAAUAUCAUCAUUGAAAAUUCCAAGAUAGAAACUGGUGAUGAUUGCAUUGCCAUCAAUCACGGUUCCAAUUCCAUUUACAUUAAUGGAAUUUUUUGUGGACCUGGCCAUGGCAUAAGUGUGGGAAGCCUAGGAAGAAAUGGAGUUCAUGAAUCAGUGGAAAAUAUAUAUGUUCGAAAUUGCACUUUCAAUAGGACAACAAAUGGAGCCAGAAUCAAGACAUGGAUAGGAGGAAAUGGUUAUGCAAGGAAAGUCACAUUUGAGGAUAUUAUACUAAUUGAAGCAGACAAUCCAGUGAUUAUUGAUCAAGAAUACAACCCAUAUGAUAGUGCAUAUGCAGUGAAAGUAAGUGAUGUAACUUUCCGCAACAUAAGAGGAACAUCUAUUGCUAAACAUGCAAUUCAAUUACAUUGUGAUGAAGACAUAACUUGCACAAACAUUAUACUUGAAGGGAUUAACAUAACAUCUUCUAUAGGAGAGGAAGUUCAUGCAUCAUGCAAAAAUGUAAAUGGAGUAUGCACUUCAUGCAUACCUUAUGUUCCAUGUCUUUCUCUAGAGUGACCAAGUUUUUGUGACAAUUUGUGUCCAUAUUAUAUUGUAGGCUACCAUAUAGGCCAAGAAAAUUGUGAUAGGCCCUAAAUUAUAUUUUUACACUGCAUAAUUAUGAUUUUUAUUAAAUUUGAGA